AUGAAGCCCCCCGCGGCCCUGGAGGAGGCGCGGCGGCGCCGGGCGUCGGACAUCCGCGUGUUCGCCAGCAGCUGCACCCUGCACGGGCUGGCGCACGUCUUCGGGCCGGGGUCCGCGACGCCGCGCCGCGCGCUCUGGGCGGGGGCCGUGCUGCUGGCGCUGGGCGCCUUCCUCUUCCAGGUGGUGGGCCGCGUGCGCUACUACGGGGAGUUCCACCACAAGACGGCCCUGGACGAGCGCGAGAGCCACCGGCUGACCUUCCCCGCGGUGACCCUGUGCAACGUGAACGCGCUGCGCCGCUCCCGCCUCACGCCCAACGACCUGCACUGGGCCGGGCCCGCGCUGCUGGGCCUGCACGCCGCGCACCACGCCGCCUUCCUGCGCGCCCUGGGCCGCCCGCCCGCGCCCCCCGGCUUCAUGCCCAGCCCCACCUUCGACGUGGGCCGCCUGUACGCGCGCGCCGGCCACGCCCUGGAGGACAUGCUGCUGGACUGUCGCUUCCGCGGCCGCCCGUGCGGGCCCGAGAACUUCACGGCGAUCUUCACGCGGAUGGGGCAGUGCUACACCUUCAACUCCGGCACCAACGGGGCCGAGCUGCUGACCACGCCCCAGAGCGGGGCAGGCAACGGGCUGGAGGUGAUGCUGGACGUUCAGCAGGACGAGUACCUGCCCGUGUGGAAGGACACGGAGGAGACCCCGUUUGAGGUGGGGAUCCGAGUGCAGAUCCACAGCCAGGAGGAACCCCCGGUCAUCGACCAGCUGGGCUUCGGGGCAGCCCCAGGCUACCAGACUUUUGUGUCUUGCCAGCAACAGCAACUGAACUUCCUGCCUCCGCCCUGGGGCGACUGCAGCUCAGCCCCUCUGAACCCCGACUUGGAGCAGGACCCUCCCGACGCCCCCAGCCCCAGCCCGGGGCCCAGUCCACCCUAUAGUCUGACGGGCUGUCGCCUGGCCUGCGAGGCCCGCUAUGUGGCCCGGAAGUGCGGCUGCCGGAUGAUGCAUAUGCCGGGCAGCGCGCCCGUGUGCAGCCCCCAGCAGUACAAGGAUUGUGCCAACCCCGCGCUGGAUGCCAUGCUGCGCAAGGACGCGUGCGCCUGCCCCAACCCCUGCGCCGUCACGCGCUAUGCCAAGGAGCUCUCCAUGGUGCGGAUCCCCAGCCGGGCCGCCGCGCGCUACCUGGCGCGGAAGUUCAACCGCAGCGAGGCCUACAUCGCGGAGAACGUGCUGGUGUUGGACAUCUUCUUCGAGGCCCUCAACUAUGAGACGGUGGAGCAGAUGAAGGCCUACGAAGUGUCGGAGCUCCUGGGCGACAUCGGGGGGCAGAUGGGGCUGUUCAUUGGGGCCAGCCUGCUCACCAUCCUGGAGAUCCUGGACUACCUCUGCGAGGUCUUCCUAGACAGGGUCUUGGGCUACUUCUGGAACCGAAACCGGAGGCGCUCCCAGAGGCACUCCAGCACCAACCUGCUUCAGGAAGGGGCGGGUGGCCCACGCACCCCCGCGGCCCAGCUCACCCUGGACCCCAGGCCUCCCACCCCGCCCUGCGCCAUCGCCAAGACGCUCUCGGCCUCCCACCGCACCUGCUACCUCGUCACGCGCCUCUAG
Sorex fumeus (smoky shrew) is the source of this 1602-nucleotide messenger RNA. RefSeq names its product acid sensing ion channel subunit 3 (gene ASIC3). Lineage: Eukaryota; Metazoa; Chordata; Mammalia; Eulipotyphla; Soricidae. The record is from RefSeq and is a predicted model, not a curated record. Bases 1 to 1602 code for a protein of 533 amino acids. The transcript has 11 exons. Gene Ontology annotation, cellular component: membrane. Gene Ontology annotation, biological process: sodium ion transmembrane transport.